CUCAUCUUUUCCACUGAAUACAUGAAGAGAGAUGCACUCUGGUUGUGCGAAUGGCUUUCUACAGUGAAGGAAAUACAAAGGUAUGAACGCAAAUCACUUACGCGUGCAGCAGCUUCUCAGUCAGUAUCAUAUCCCACCCAAAUUGCGCUCCAAAACUGCCUUCAAUUGAUAGAACCUGAAACACUUUUAAGACGGUUCUCGCACGUGCUCCGCAUUGGUAUCUCGAGGAGCCCCGUGCCCAGAAUUUCUCGAACCUCCGUACUUUUGCGCCAUCUAUGA
Periconia digitata is the source of this 279-nucleotide messenger RNA. The record is from the annotation of a GenBank genome assembly. NCBI's taxonomy places the organism in Eukaryota, Fungi, Ascomycota, Dothideomycetes, Pleosporales, Periconiaceae.